CUCCGCUCCCCUCUGCACGCUCUCCACGCAGGUCAGUCCAGCCUUCGUCUGCUCGGGGCCAGGAGAGAUGACGCCGCUCCGUGCUGCCCCGCCGCCGCUCUCCGCAUCUGCGCCUCACCACGCCGCAGUCUCCUCGUCCGCGCCACCGCUCCUCUUCGCCAAACCUUACCAUCCCAAGGCCGCGGCUUCUUGCUCGCUCACCGCCACCGCCGCCACCUCGUCAAGAAAAGCUUUCCUGUCAUGCCCGGAUCACAGCCCGGCGGCCGGGCGAUCGCUGGCGCCGGCGCGCUCCGCCCCCGCCUCGUCGCCGGCGCUCAUCUCGGCCGUCCAGGACCUUUACGAGUUCAUCUGCAGCGGCCCGCUGGUGGACAGGAUCGGCUACUCCCGGGAGAAGAUCGCCGAGUCCAUCGAUCGGUGGCUAUGGUGCGGGUCGCAGGUGAGCCGGCUCUUCCGUCUCGACGAGCUCCGGCUGUCGGAUGCGGAGAAGUCGAGGAUAUAUCACUUCUACAUACCCGUCUUCCUCUGGUGCGAGGACCAGGUCGCCGAGCACAGAUCCAAGUACAACCAGGGCAGCGAGAUCCCGCCAUUAGUGAUCGGGGUCAGCGCUCCCCAAGGCAGUGGAAAGACAACUCUUGUUUUCGCACUUGAUUAUCUCUUUCGGGUUUCUGGUAGGAAUUCCGCCACAUUGUCUAUCGACGACUUUUAUUUGACUGCAGCAGAACAGGGUAAACUGAGGGAAAGUAAUCCUGGAAAUGCUCUUCUAGAGUUCCGUGGAAAUGCUGGGAGCCAUGAUCUCCAAUUCUCAGUUGAAACACUCGAGUCACUGAUCAAGCUAACUAAGGAAGGUAUGAAGAUGAAGCUUCCACGCUAUGACAAGUCUGCCUUUGGUGGAAGAGGUGACCGGGCUGAUCCUUCAGUAUGGCCAGAGGUUGAAGGGCCCACAGAGGUUGUUCUCUUUGAAGGAUGGAUGCUUGGAUUUAAACCUCUUCCAAAUGAAGUUGUGAAAGCAGUGGACCCUCAGCUUGAGGUGGUUAAUAAGAACCUAUAUGCAUACUAUGAUGCAUGGGACAGAUUCAUCGAGUCAUGGAUUGUCAUAAAAAUUAAGGAACCUAACUGUGUAUUUCAGUGGAGAUUGCAGGCAGAGGUAGCUAUGAGAGCAGAUGGUAAAGCAGGAAUGUCUGACGAGGAGGUUAUGGAUUUUGUAUCACGCUACCUACCAGCGUAUCAUGCAUAUUUGCCCACGCUAUAUAAAGAAGGACCGAAUGGCGCAAAGAAAGACCACCUGCUGGUCAUUGACAUAGACGAAGAGAGGACCCCUAUCACUGGUAGUUGAGUCCGGAAUGUACAUUCUGAAAUGGAUAUCUUGACUGGGUGGUUGAGCUUGGGAUUUCGUAUCUUUCUGAGACCAGUUAUGCCAAGCAAGCACCACCCUCCUGUUGCUUCUUACAACUUAAAAUAUACCAAGUGUGCAAACUUUAUGUAUAUCAAAUUUUGCUAUCUACUUAAUGAAAUUGGCAACCCAUUGUUCGUCCUCUGUCAA
This is a messenger RNA of Brachypodium distachyon (stiff brome), 1540 nucleotides long. RefSeq names its product D-glycerate 3-kinase, chloroplastic. Lineage: Eukaryota; Viridiplantae; Streptophyta; Magnoliopsida; Poales; Poaceae. The record is from RefSeq and is a predicted model, not a curated record. The coding region runs from base 68 to 1333 and encodes 421 amino acids. The transcript is spliced from 12 exons. Gene Ontology annotation, biological process: photorespiration. Gene Ontology annotation, molecular function: kinase activity; ATP binding. Gene Ontology annotation, cellular component: cytoplasm.